AUGGCACCUACGAAAACGAAGAAAGCACCCACUCGGCAGGCCAUCACACUCAAAGGAUCCACGAAUCUCGUCACAGAGUUUUUCAAAUAUGCAGUGAACACGAUACUGUUUCAACGAGGAGUAUAUCCGUCUGACGACUUCCACAUGGUAAAAAAGUAUGGACAGACGGUGUUGGUCACGCAAGAUCUUGCAUUGGAGAACUAUCUCGACAAGAUCCUGAAACAAGUAAACACCUGGCUACUCACGGGUGCAGUGACACAACUUGUGGUGGCCAUAAUUUCCAAGGAUACACGGACGCCACUCGAGCGCUGGGUUUUUGAUAUCAAUCUCGUGCAGCAAUCAUCCGACAAAAGCCCUGAGGCGGCACCCCCGCCCGCCAAGCCGGAGGCAGAUAUUCAAGCAGAGAUCCGGUCCAUCCUUAAACAGAUUGUUUCGACCGUCACAUUCCUUCCCAUAAUCGACGAGCCGACAGUGUUCAACAUCCUCGCGUAUACUUCUGAGUCGGCCGACGUGCCCGCGGACGAAUGGGUUGACACGGACCCUCUGGCGAUCGAAGCUAGUAAAAGCCAGCAGGUGAAGUUGCGGAGCUUCAGCACAGAUGUGCAUCGGAUCGAGGCUAUGGUGGCAUAUCGGUACGAGGAAUGA
Messenger RNA from Heterobasidion irregulare TC 32-1, 645 nucleotides. RefSeq lists its product as uncharacterized. NCBI's taxonomy places the organism in Eukaryota, Fungi, Basidiomycota, Agaricomycetes, Russulales, Bondarzewiaceae. Bases 1 to 645 code for a protein of 214 amino acids. Gene Ontology annotation, biological process: mitotic spindle assembly checkpoint signaling. The transcript has 5 exons. The record is from RefSeq and is a predicted model, not a curated record. Gene Ontology annotation, cellular component: kinetochore; nucleoplasm; cytoplasm.